CUUGGUAGUGUUGUAGACAUGUACUUGAAGUGGUGUUAUCACAUUUGCUUGUUCGUCUGUAACAAUUGCAUAACCCAAUGACUACGCCAUAUGUUACAAAAAUUGCAACCAUUCUUUAUCUUUUUCAUUUUCAGCGUUUUUUUUUCUUUUCAUUUUCAGCUUUGUGAUGUAAGAGAGUGACGGUUAUCUUCCCCAUAAAGAAAACAAAAUGAGACUAGUAUUUAAAUAUACCAAGAUAGUUUACAUUCAUGUAAGAUCUGCUAAAGUAAGUUUUAUGAUUCUAGCAAAACAUGGAGAAGUCUAUGUCUCAUGGUUCCAAGUUCUCUUCAAUGGGGUAUGCAAACAUGGAGAACAAAUGGGUAUUCUCAUUACUAAUAACACCUCUUGUUUGCGUUUUCCUCAUCGUAACUUACUUCAACAUGAGUCUAUUAUUGUCUUCACUUCGACCACCACUCAAUGAAGCUUUCCCACAUUCCAAAGUUGACAAUCUCCCACGUUUCGCUUACCUUGUGUCGGGAUCUAAAGGAGAUCUUGAAAGCCUUUGGAGAACUCUUAGAGCAUUGUACCACCCAAGAAACCAAUACAUUGUCCACAUGGAUCUUGAAUCACCCAUUGAAGAGAGACAAGAGCUGGCUUCUCGCAUUAGUAACGACUCUAUGUAUUCAAAGAUUGGUAAUGUUUAUAUGAUAACUAAAGCUAAUCUUGUGACCUAUACCGGACCAACAAUGGUGGCGAAUACUCUUCAUGCUUGUGCCAUUCUUCUUAAGAGAAGCCCUGGCUGGGACUGGUUUAUCAAUCUCAGUGCUUCGGAUUAUCCACUUGUGACUCAAGAUGAUUUGUUGUAUACGUUUUCAACUUUGGACCGUAACCUCAACUUUAUCGAGCACACAACUGACUUAGGUUGGAAAAACAAAUACCGAGCAAUGCGAUUAAUGAUUGAUCCUGCACUCUACAUGCUAAACAAAUCAAACAUUUUUUGGGUCGGGCCUGGUCGAAGUUUACCAAAUGCGUUUAAGUUACAUACCGGAUCAGCUUGGAUGGUUCUCUCGCGCCCAUUUGUGGAGUAUAUCAUUUGGGGUUGGGACAACUUACCAAGAACUUUACUCAUGUAUUACACAAACUUUGUUUCUUCUACUGAGUUUUACUUCCACACAAUCAUAUGUAACGUGCCUGAGUUCUCCAAAACUGCGUUGAAUCAUGAUCUUCACUAUAUUGCGUGGCACAGACCACCGAGACAGCAUCCUCGCUUGUUGUCCUUAACAAACAUGAGACCGAUGAUUGCGAGCGGUGCUGCAUUUGCUCGAAAAUUCAGUAGAAACGACAGUGCUUUGGAUAGGAUUGAUAAGGAACUGCUUAUGCGUACGAACCAAGAGGGUUUCACUCCUGGGGGGUGGUGUGGGAAACAUGAGUGCUCGGUUGUGGAAGACGUGGCUAGGAUUAAUCCUGGAUCAGGAGCAGAGAGGCUCAAGGGGCUUGUAGAUAGGUUAGUUUCAGAAGCUAAAUCAGGAGAAAGUUGUAGGAAAGUUAACUUACUACAAUGGGACAAAGGAUAUUUGUAAAAAUAGUAAGAAAAUAAAUCUAAAUUACCAUAUUGAACUAAAUUGAUAAAGAUGAAUUGCAGAGUCAAGAUGAUAAUCUAUUUCUUUAAAUCUUUAAACGUUUCAUUGUGACGGUUCUAUAGUGCACAAAUUCUCAGGAUACAACUGCGGUUUUUCUAUCUUCCAACACCAAAGAUAGAAUCUAUUGAACAUUUUUAUGUGUUAUACUCUCGGAUACCAAAAAAAAAACUAAAAAUAAUAAUAGCAUGUGACGGAUUUAGUAUGAGUUGAUUAAUUACUUGGCUUCUUUCGAAUGAAAGGGGGAUGGCUCUUUUGUAGCUCAUAUGGUAAAAAAGAACCAUAAAGUGGAGAUUUGAGAAUUGACUCUCACAUUAAUCAUUUGACAAAUAUUAACUUACUACAAAAAAAAAAUCACAACUGAUUUUUGUGUAUGCUGAAUGGUCCAUAAUAAUAAUAUUAAUAUCAUAAAAUUAUAAUAAUAUUCUUUUUAUUUUGUCAAACCAACUUGGAUUUUGACAUAUGGUUACACUACUUCAUUGUGUCCAACAUUCGGUUAUUUUAACGAAAUUUUUCGCCAAAAACACUUACCGAAAAUAGUAUAAAACCAUUUUGUCAAAAAAGAAUUCCAAAAAAUCAGUGUUAAUAGUCAAGAAAUAAAUCUUGGAGAUAAUCUUGCAGUAAGGCUAAAUAUACAACACAGGUUGUAUUCCAUCGUAUAAACUCAAGAUUACUUGUACGUCAAGUAAACCCAAGUAAACCUAGUGGUUUUAUUAGGGCUUGCAAAUAUUACUAUACAAAUAUAAUCUAGCAAAACCUCCCAUCACCAGACAAACUAUGAGAAUCACCAACACUUCUGAUGAGAAGUUCUGCCAUGUUAGUCCUAUAAGGUAACGAUUGCUAAGAACACAGAGAGACAUAGAAUGUUGUUCAUUGUCAGUUAUUGAGAUACGAAUUAAUUUUGUUUAAUUGGAACUCUAUUCUCACAGAGCAUUUAAUACUAAGACAUAGGAGUAUUUUAUUUUGAUCUAGUUGUUGAGAUUCACAAAAGGACCCCAAAGAAAUAUAAAAAAGUGAGAAGAUAUAAGAUGGUCUUUGAAGAUCGAUCACAUUAGCUAUGGGUCGUUUCACAGAACACAAGUGUUGUAAGUUAUUGAUGUACUAAUUAAUUUUGUUUAACUGGAACUCUAUUCUCACAGAGCAUAAACUAAAACAUAUUUUAUUUUGAUGGUUGAAAGCUUUUAAAGAAAAGACAAGACUCUAGACUCAACUCAAUCCCAAACUUAAUAUUCUAUAUUUUGAGGUGGAAAAAAGUUAGGGGCCAUGAUUCUUUCAGUAAGAGUUGUGAUGGAAGAAUCAGCAAGCUUGAAAAAUGAAAUCUCCAUGACAUCCAAGAUAUAGACAUGGUUAGGGCUCACGCCAGGAAAAGAGCUAGCACGGA
This is a messenger RNA of Brassica napus (rape), 2997 nucleotides long. RefSeq names its product beta-glucuronosyltransferase GlcAT14A-like. The coding region runs from base 291 to 1559 and encodes 422 amino acids. Gene Ontology annotation, cellular component: membrane. The transcript is spliced from 4 exons. Gene Ontology annotation, molecular function: glucuronosyltransferase activity. NCBI's taxonomy places the organism in Eukaryota, Viridiplantae, Streptophyta, Magnoliopsida, Brassicales, Brassicaceae. The record is from RefSeq and is a predicted model, not a curated record.